GGGAAGGAGAUCCGUUGGGCUCUCUCUUUCCUCUCUUCCUCUCUUAAUGCAGGAGGUCCAUUAGUCUUUUUCUCUCUCUAAAAAUGCCGAAGACAAGCAGGGGGAAGUCGGGUCGGAAGCCAUUAUCAGAUAUCUCCAACUCGAGAAAGCCGUCAAAGACAGUGAAUAAGGCUGUUAAAGAUGACAAUGCCUGUUUUGAUCGCCUUGUCUCUGCCCAUUCUGACCUAUCCAAACUCAUCAGUGAAAUUGAUGCACUUGUAAUGCGUGCCUACAAACUCAAACAAAUGCACAAAUUGGGGAACCAUGAAGUGGAGUCCUUUAUCAAUGUCUUAUCAAAUGCGCAUUCAUCCUUGCAGCCAUGGCUUCCCAGAUUCCAGCAAGCAUUGACAAGGCAACCAUCAAAAAUUGGCACUCAAGAGAACCAAACUCCACCAAAGGAAACUGUCUCUAUGACAAAUGAAGACAGAAGGGUUUUGGCCCAAUGUCCAUUGGAUGUUGGUUUGGGCUCUUCUCUUUCUCCCUCUCCACUGGUCUCCUGGCAAGCUGAGUGUAAGAUUGAUAAUGGAAGGCAACUGUUUUUGCUCACACCUUUGCCAAAAUCCAAACCACCUUCAAUGAAGCCCCUUGCUUCAUAUGUAUCUCACAUCAAGUGCUCUCAAGUAACUGACUGCUCUUUGACUUCCCUCAAGAGCUCCAAAGUAACAGAUUCUUCUUUCUCUCCCUCCAAGAGCUCUAAAAUAACCGAUUCUUCGCAUUGUGCUCCUGAAUCGUCUCCAUUAUCACCUCCUGCUAUCCAGGGCCAGAAUGAUUGUUUGCAAACAGUAAAUAACAAUCUUUCUAGAAAUAAAAACGCUGUUUAUGGAAGGAACAAAGAGGUAGAUAGUUAUCAGAAACUGAGCACCCCAUAUUAUCUUGUGACCCCUUGUUUGAAAACCUCACCCCCAAAGACAUGCUUGAUUUUGAACCAUAUUCCUGAGUCUUCUCAUGAAGAAAACAACAUUUCAUCAGGGCCUACACCAGUGCCUGUUAAAUUUCUGCAAUUUGAUGAGUUCCCAUCCAUGGAAGACUCGGAUGAAGAGGUUUCAAGGGGCUUGAUGGCCAAGUAUCCAGAGCUCUUUGGCUUUCAGGCUUUCAAUAAGACAGAAAAUGAGAGGAAAGAACUUGAAUCUCCUGAUUGGGCCAUGUCUCCCCCAAAAACCUGUGUUUUGAUGAUGCCAGCAUUUGAGAAAUUAUCGGUUCAUGAGGGUGCUAACAACUCGGUUCGAUCACAUUGUGUGAAAAGUAGGUUAUCAAAGUGUCAAGUUUUGGGGAGAAAAGUGGAUGCCUGUGGCAGAAGCGAAAAAAAGCUUCAUAUGGCAAGUCCAAUGGUGAUGGAAUGCACUCCCAUAUGGAAAGGUUCUCAAGCCACACCAUGCAUGGGCAAGGCACCAGGUGAGCAAACGCUUAAGAGAGAACUGUGGACUAAAUUUGAGGAAGUCUCUGCAAAUUUACCUCGUUCCUUUGCUCCUGCCGGCUGCGACUCAACAAGAAGAGGAUUCCUUCAUAGACUGGAAGAAGAGAUCUACUCAGAGUCUAGAGAGAAGAUAUAACAAGCUUUAACGUAAGACACUGAUUUGUGCAUAUGGUUUCAAGUUCCUAAAAGAACCUCCUUUUCUCUCCCCCAUAGCCCUCUCAAAAUGUAUACUUUCGAUUCUCAAAAUCAGUUGGCACCAUUUUUGUCUUGAAUUUGAAGCGUCUUGAAUUGAUAUCUUCUGAAGACAUUCUCAAUGUGAAAAUUUAAUAUAUGACGAGGCAUAAUACAUAUUCGUGUGAAA
Molecule: messenger RNA, 1814 nt
Organism: Amborella trichopoda
Lineage: Eukaryota; Viridiplantae; Streptophyta; Magnoliopsida; Amborellales; Amborellaceae
Source: RefSeq, a predicted model, not a curated record